This is a messenger RNA of Penicillium waksmanii, 975 nucleotides long. RefSeq names its product putative 3-hydroxyisobutyrate dehydrogenase. Gene Ontology annotation, molecular function: NAD binding; NADP binding; 3-hydroxyisobutyrate dehydrogenase activity. Gene Ontology annotation, biological process: L-valine catabolic process. The record is from RefSeq and is a predicted model, not a curated record. The coding region runs from base 1 to 975 and encodes 324 amino acids. The transcript is spliced from 2 exons. Gene Ontology annotation, cellular component: mitochondrion. Lineage: Eukaryota; Fungi; Ascomycota; Eurotiomycetes; Eurotiales; Aspergillaceae.
AUGGCCAACAUCGCAACAGAUUCCAUCGGGUUCAUUGGCCUUGGGGCUAUGGGGAUGUGGAUGGCAGUCCACCUGGCAGAGAAACUUCCAGAAUCUACAAAACUGCAAGUCUACGAUAUCGUCCCUGCUCUUGUUGAGGAUCUUUAUUCGAAAUAUCCCCACAAGAUAACCAAAGCCUCCAGCCCAAAAGAUGUGGCUGGUAAAUCUGACAUUGUGAUCACGAUGCUACCCGAAGGGAAACAUGUGAAGACUGUUUACUUGGGAGCCAACGGGAUCUCUUCAGGAGAUAUCGAGGGUAAAUUAUUGAUCGAUUGCUCUACCAUCGACACAGCUAGCUUCCUUGAGGUAAAAGAGAAUAUCGAGAAGAAGUUUCGAAAGACUUUGCUAUACGAUGCACCCGUCAGUGGUGGUGUAAUCGGAGCAAAGAAAGGCACCAUUGCAUUUUUCCUUGGCUGCGCAGAAGACGACAAGGAAGAAAUCGAGCGACUCACCAGUCUUCUUUCUCUCAUGGGAGGCAAGAUUAUCCCAUGUGGUGGACCAUCACUCGGCCUAGCGGCCAAGUUAUCAAAUAAUUACCUUUCUGGCAUUAUUGCGAUUGCCUGCUCCGAGGCCAUGGAUAUGGGUAUGCGUUCCGGUCUUGAUCCGCGUGUUCUUGCAAAGGUGUAUGCUGCCGGUACUGCACAGAACGCAAUUUGCGAUCGAUUUUGUCCAGUGCCCGGCGUUUACCCGGAAGCGCCUUCUUCGAAUGGGUAUCGGGAUGGAUUCAAAGUUCAAUUGAUGAAAAAGGACUUCUCUCUGGCUCUGGAUAUGGCUCACCGGGUGGAGUCAAAUAAUGUCCUCGGCGAUGUGGGAUUAAGAACGUACGAAGGAGCUAGCAAGGAUGCGCGAUGUAGAGACCUAGACUCUAGAGUUGUCUUUCGUUACCUAGGUGGCAAUGAGAACUGGGAGACUGAGGAGAAGGUGGAAGGUGCCUAG